Vigna angularis (adzuki bean) is the source of this 3059-nucleotide messenger RNA. Its product is annotated as VIN3-like protein 1. Lineage: Eukaryota; Viridiplantae; Streptophyta; Magnoliopsida; Fabales; Fabaceae. Bases 704 to 2650 code for a protein of 648 amino acids. The record is from RefSeq and is a predicted model, not a curated record. Gene Ontology annotation, molecular function: protein binding. The transcript has 8 exons. Gene Ontology annotation, biological process: vernalization response; epigenetic regulation of gene expression.
AUACCCCAAAACCGAACCGUUCAAACUACCGCCAUCCCACGCGCCCUACUCGCGCGUCACUUCGCUCUCCUCAAAACGUGAAAGGCUCGUACAAAACCAACCUCUUCUCCUCCUUCUCUCUAUAUCGCAACGCAAACUAACAACAACAACAACCACCACCAUCAACAACGUUUGUGUCUGGUUUUGUUGUGUUGUUGGGGAUUCUUCAUGGCAACAAACCCUUGAUUCCUCUCCCCAUUCUCUGCAGAGCUGUUGAAUGUUGAUUGCAGUUGAAUCAUUUCCAUGAGGGAACGUGGAUUGGAGUCAAAUGAGCAAGAUAAUACAGCUUCAGGAGAGGCUGUGUUCUGAAAAUGGUGUAUUUGAAACAAGGUCACUCUCUUCCGUCGGAAAUUGUUAUUAUUUUAUUUCAUUAAGAGAAGGGCCAUUCUAUUAUAGUGUUGGACGGUUACAGAAUGGAUCUAGAAGACAAGUUCCUUGCUAAAGGUUCUCUCGGUACUGCUGAUUGAUGCAUGCAUGACAACUAGUUUCUGGUAUUCAAAGUCUUUCAUCUAGUGCUCAAAGUACUCCUGAAAAAAAUGGUCAUUCGGAUGAUGCUUCAAGAAGUUCAGAACUUCUUCAGGAGUUCCUAAAACCUGCUCUUAAGAAGGAACUUCUACGAACUUGCGUUGAUAAGGACAAAAAGAACAUUUCUUCAAAAAGCAGGAUGACUGAAACUAAGUCAACCAGUAAGAUUGUCAAGAAGCAGGACUCAAAAAAAGUUUCUGGUGUCAGCAAUCAGUCUUCUAGGAAGCAACAUCGCAAAGGAGAAAACCCUGUGCGGUUUGUACCAGUUCCUGACCCACCUAGUGAUUUUGGACAUUCAAACUCCUGGAUCUGUAAGAAUUCUGCUUGUCGAGCAGUUCUCUCUAAAGAUGACACAUUUUGUAGAAGGUGCUCUUGCUGUAUUUGCCACCUUUUUGAUGAUAACAAGGAUCCCAGCCUUUGGUUGGUAUGCACAUGUGAAUCUGCUCAAGGGGACUCCUGUGGAUUGUCUUGCCAUAUUGAGUGUGCUCUUCAACAUGAAAAACUUGGAGUUGUUGAUCAUGGACAACUGAUGCAAUUAGAUGGUGGUUAUUGUUGUGCAUCCUGCGGUAAAGUUACUGGGAUACUUGGAUGUUGGAAGAAGCAGCUAAGCAUAGCAAAAGAUGCUCGACGAGUAGAUGUACUAUGUUUCAGGAUAUAUUUGAGCUACAGGCUUUUGGAUGGUACUUCAAGAUUUAAAGAAUUGCAUGAAAUGGUAAAAGAAGCAAAGGCUAAACUGGAAACUGAAGUUGGUCCAGUUAAUGGGGUUUCUGCCAAAAUGGCACGUGGGAUUGUCAGCAGACUCCCUAUUGCUAGUGAUGUCCAAAAACUCUGCUCUCUUGCUAUUGAGAAAGCUGACGAGUGGUUGGCCACUGUUCCCAAUGUAAAUCCAGAAUCCAGAGAGGGUUCACUUCCUGCUGCCUGCAAGGUUGUGUUUGAAGAGGUGACGUCUUCCUCAGUCAAAAUAAUUUUAAUUGAAAUGUCAAAUGCAUCUUCUGGGGACGUUAAGGGAUACAAGCUAUGGUAUUACAAGAGCAGGGAGGAAUCACACACUAAAGAUCCUGUUUGUGUUUUUCCCAAAUCUCAGAGAAGGAUUUUGUUAUCCAACCUCCAACCUUGCACGGAAUAUACAUUUCGGAUUGUAUCUUUUACUGAUACAGGUGACCUGGGUCACUCUGAGACCAAGUGUUUCACCAAGAGCGUUGAGAUAUUGGAAAAGAAUUCAUCUUCAUCAGUGGCCGUGAAUCAAAAAAAGAACCUUCAAGCUGAGUGCAAUUCUUCUGGUUCCAAAUUGGAGCCCAAUCCCACAUCAGCUGACUCUGGAUUUAAGGUUCGAGACCUUGGGAAAAUCUUGCAUCUUACUUGGGCUCAAGAACAAGGUAGCUUUGAGGGGUUUUGCUGUGCUGACAAGAGAAACUGCUGUGGGCAGAGUGAAACUAUCAAGCCUAGCAAACCACAAGAGCAGUUGCCUUCAGUUUCACGUGACCUCGAUCUAAAUGUAGUUUCAGUGCCUGAUUUAAACGAAGAGCUGACACCUCCGUUUGAGUCUUCCAGGGAUGAAGAUAACGGUUGUACCUUGCAGCAGGCUGUUGAGGCUGAUGAUGAUGCUGCUUCUCAUGAUUUAGACAAAAAUUUAGCAAGAUCACAUGGUAGUGGUGGUUCACAAACAUGGAACCAUGGACAAACCGGAGAAGUUCCUGCUGUUGACUCACGUGGAGACGCAAGUAGGAAAAGGAAAGCUAGCACAAAUGAAGAGACACAUGAUUGUGACAGCACUUUGAUAAAUGGCUCUCCUUUACGCCCUUCUGAUGGUCCAUUCUCUUUGGAUGAAAACUUUGAGUAUUGUGUGAAAGUAAUUCGCUGGCUAGAAUGCCAGGGUCAUAUCAAGCAGGAAUUUAGGUUGAAAUUGCUGACAUGGUUUAGUUUGAGGUCGACAGAGCAAGAACGAAGGGUGGUAAAUACUUUCAUUCAAACUCUGAUUGAUGAUCCUAGUAGUUUGGCAGGGCAGCUAGUUGACUCAUUUUCUGAUAUUAUAUCCAACAAGAGGCCAAGAAAUGGGUUCUGCAACAAGACCGUGACAUCAAAUUAAGCCUUUGGAAUCCUGUUACACGAGAUCCCUAAAUGCUUCAAGACUAUCACCAUUUCAAAUCACCCUGAUUGUUUCUGCCUUGUACAUGCAUUUUUUAUUACUCACCGUAAUUCAUUUUAUUGGGACAAGCUUUUGUCCUGCUAAAAGGAUUUGCAUUGAUGAUUUGCGCAGACAGUAACUGAUUCAUCCUUGAAGUGAAGAAGGAUCUUUGGACAUCAAGUCUCAGGAAGUUGAAAGGCUAUUUGCUAUUUACUAAAUUACUGCAAUUAUUUAUUACUGCAAUUAUUUAUCAAUUUGAAUUUAGUCACAGUUGAUCAUUAUUAGUGUUGAACUCUCUUCUCAUUACUUCAUUUGACAAACAACACUGUGAUGGCUGAUUUAUUCAUCCCGUCAUUCUUUUGUUAUCUUA